GCGCGCGCCUCUCACGUAGCGCAGGUUUCGGACUCCAUUUGGAAAUAAAGCAGCACGCGCGCGCGGGACCCGAAGAGAGGAGCGCUUUCUCUCGCGUGCUCACUGAAACGCUGAAGUGUCUCCCGAGAGCGCGAGAGUGAAACGACUUCACGCGCAUCAGUGGAUUUCGGGCGCUGUGACGCGGCUCAAGUCGUCCGGGUGGAAAAAAAGUAUAUUUAAAGAAAUCCUUGCAGUUAUUGAGGUGUGAAAUCUGGUUAGGAGUCGGAGGUGCGCUGAAAGUGUCAGUGAGUGAGAAAACACUCCGAGGACUGUUUCACGGCCGUCUCGAGCCGCAUUCACCGGGUGUGAGUUUUUAUUGUAAAGCGUCUCGUAUGAAUCUCCUCGACCCCUACCUCAAGAUGACGGACGAGCAAGAGAAGGGCCUAUCGGACGCACCGAGUCCGAGCAUGUCCGAGGAUUCGGCGGGGUCUCCGUGUCCGUCUGCCUCCGGCUCGGGCUCGUGCUCGGACGUGGAGAGCGCCGGUGGGCGCGCGCGCGACAGCGGCGGCGAGCUGAAAAAGGACGUGGACGACGAGCACGAGAACAACGAGAAGUUCCCGCAGUGCAUCCGCGAGGCCGUGUCGCAGGUGCUCAAGGGCUACGACUGGACGCUCGUGCCCGUACCGGUGCGCGUGCACGGCGCCAGCAAAAACAAGCCGCACGUGAAAAGGCCCAUGAACGCGUUCAUGGUGUGGGCGCAGGCCGCGCGCCGCAAACUCGCAGAUCAGUAUCCUCAUCUGCACAACGCCGAGCUGAGCAAGACCCUGGGCAAGUUAUGGAGAUUGCUGAACGACGUGGAGAAGCGUCCAUUCGUGGAAGAGGCUGAGCGCCUGCGUGUGCAACACAAGAAGGAUCACCCUGACUACAAGUACCAGCCACGGCGAAGGAAAUCAGCCAAGAAUGGUCAGGGCGAGGGGGAAGAGGGUGCGGAGCACACACACGUCUCCACCAACGCCAUCUUCAAGGCCCUGCAGCAGGCCGACUCUCCAGCAUCCAGCAUGGGAGAGGUGCACUCCCCCAGCGAGCAGUCAGGCCAGUCCCAGGGUCCCCCGACUCCGCCCACCACCCCCAAAAUUGACGCUCAGGCAGGCAAAAGUGAGCCAAAGCGCGAGGGCCGCCCGCUCCAGGAUGGCAUCGGAGUUACUGUUGGCUCUGGCGGGCAGCGUCAGCUUAACAUCGACUUCCGCGACGUGGACCUGGGUGAACUGAGCAGCGACGUCAUCUCACACAUGGAGAGCUUUGACGUGGCCGAAUUUGACCAGUACCUGCCACCUAACGGGCACCCCGGGCAUGGCUGGAUGGGUUCAGCGGGCACCGGUUGGAUGGCCAAGAGCCCGAGCUCCAGCCCUCAGGUGGGUGCUGCCAGCCCUGGUGAGGAUCAGAGCCAGCAGAGGACAGCGCACAUCAAAACCGAGCAGCUGAGUCCCAGCCAUUACGGCUCCUUUAACCUGCAGCACUACACCACUUCCACUUCAUCCUCUGCCUUCCCAUCAUGCAUCAGCCGGCCGCAGUACGACUACACCGACCAGCAAGGCGGCGCGACGUCCUAUUACUCAACAGGCCAGAGCUCGAUUUAUUCCACCUUUAACUACAUGAGUCCCAGCCAGAGGCCCAUGUACACCCCCAUCACCGAGACCCAAUCAGGCCACAGCCCCCAGCACUGGGACCAGCAGCCUGUCUACACACAGCUCUCCAGACCCUGAGAACGCACACACACACACGCACACACAGGCACACACACGCACGCACAGAUAUGUACCCAUGCAGUGAAGAUUAUUUAACAAGGCUGAUGGCCCCACAUAGCGGCCCUCCAUCACUCUUCCUGUAAAGCACACACUUGAAUACUCGCCAGAGGAAGACUGGAAGGAAAGCUGGUCUUUAAAAAAGAGCAGCUCACGACGUGCCUUUUUCAUCUUUAAAUCGCCUGAUGCCAAUUAGAUAUAUAUUUUUAGCUUUGAUUGCGAGAAAAGAGAAACGUUUUUCUGCGAAAAGAAGAAUCCUCUGUGAGGACUUAAUUAAUUAUUGUACUUUAGUAUGUACUGUGUAUGUUUUCUUAUCUUUUCCAUAGCUGAUAGGGAUUUUAUUCUGUAGGGAAACGGUUUAUUUUUUACUAAACCACUCUUAGCAGUCCUGCCUAGUCAUCCUCAUGGCAUUUUCUUAUCGGCCUCUAGGAUUCUGUUUGCUGCGCUAGUGGAUCUUCAUGCCGUUGCAUCCUACAUUCAAUUCACUUUGGUUAUUUCUUGUAUUUAUGAUUAUUAAAAAUGUUCCUGAUGCUUUAGAGUGGUGUAUUUUUAAUGUUUUUGUAUGACAUGUCUGCCUUGUGCACCAUCAGUGCCUGGUCUUGUGGGUUUUUUUGUCAAGGUAGAAUGUGCAGCUGAGAAUUUACUUAGUGCCUGACAGUGGCAGGAAGUGACCUUUGACCCCAUGUCAUUAUUUCCAGUCAACAGUUGUACUGGUCUCAUCUUUCCACCCUGACUCCCUUUUUUCUGUUCAGUCUUAACCUCUUCUAAUUUAUUUAUUAGUCUUAAUUUUAUUUCAGAUUAAUUAAGUGCAGCGUAUUCAUUAAUACUGUAAGCAACUAAUUAUUUUGUCUUUGGAAGUUACCCUUCUGGAUAUUGUAAUGUUUAAUCCAAGUCAUUAAACCGGAAGGGUUGCUACUUAAUAUGGUACAGUUCUGUAAUCAUCAUGUUUAUUUAUCAUAUCUAGAUGUCUCUAUUUUAAAUGUUUAUUUGUCUCUUUUUUUCCUUCUUUUGUGCUAGCCAGAAUUGAUGAUGAAGUACUGUCAAGGCUGAUCGAACUGGAACUGUCAGCUUUCUUCCAUCAGGAAGUUUUUUUGAAGCUCUGUUUGAAGCUGUAACUGUCUUUUUGUGUGUGUGAUUGUUUAUAGAGAUACCAGAGAUUUCACAUCAAAUCUUUUCAAAGAUCGAAUUUUCCAUGCCACAUAUCUUAUUCCUGUUGUUACAUCUUCCAAACAUUUUUUUUUCUUUCACCAGACUUAACAUGAUUUUCUUUAAAUAAUUGCAUUUUUUAUUAUAUUUGCAAUAAAAGUAAAAAAAAUCUCUGAAAUAAAAGUGUAGCUUCUGUUUCUUUUUAAAUUUUCAAAUCCAGAAACAUAAUAAAUAACCAUUGAAGGAUAAAUGUUCCGAAUCUCUUUUCGGUCAUUUAUUUAUUUUAUCAGCUCAAGUAUCCAAACCGAUUGAAGUGAGACAGAAAGUGAGGUGAAGGAAUUAGACUAAAUCCACAUUAUGACAAGUUAGUAAUUAUUUUACUUUCGUUUUUUAAUUAAAAAAUGAAGGGAGAUGUGCUGUUUAAAACAUUCGUCUUCAGUAAGCGAUUUUUAUCCUGGUCAGGAUGGUGGUGGAUCUGGAGCUUGUCCUGGGAACAUCGCUGAGCACCAUGCACACAUUCACACACUCAUGCACACAGGGGUAGUUUAGCAAAGCCCAUCCACCUACUGGCAUGAUAUGGGGAGGUGGAGAACCCACAGGAAACCCUCGCGGAGAGCAGUACAGUGAUCUGAACUCAGAAUCGACUCAGAAGGCCUGAAGAUACUUAAACUGAUAUUACACAAAUUCAAAUAAAUGUACAUUUCCUAUUUAUUAAUAUUCCUAUUCGUUUUGCUGUAGUUGAUAAAUAUAACAGAAGCUGAAACCUAACUGGUUAACUUGUUAAGACAUUUCCAAAUGCCAGAAGUUUUUAGAGUCAAAAUCUAAAAAUGAGGAAAAUGAAAAAUUGAAUUCUAUCUGCUCUACGUUUUCUCCUCCAUCCUGCUUUUCUAAUUCUUCAUUCACAGAACAAACAUAUUGUACUUUUUUCCUCUUUUAAAGGUCAAUGAAAGGAAAUACUGAGACACAGAAAGUAAUAUUAAAGUGUUUUUCACGUUGCCGUUCAGCGUUGGAUACCAACGCGGCGCUGAGUGACACUUUAUAAAUGAAUGGCUAGUAACGUGAUACGAUGCUUCAUGUUCUGCUUCCUCAUCGGAAUUCACUUCACUUUACAAUAAGGAUGUCAGAUCACAGUUGUGUACUUCCUAACCUACAGUCGGAUAUUUUCACUUUAUUAAAACAUCAGAUUAUCUUUCUGCCUUUGCAAGUUGAAAAUGUGCCUCCACACCUCCUGCAGUAUUUACAGAGUGUAUGAUAUGUUACACACAUGCUAAGGUGAGCAGAUGGGCCUCAGUGUAUGUUUGGCCGAGGGAAAGGUCAGAGGUCAACCAUCGCCAGCUGUUUCACAGCAGAAGGGUCUGUUAUUCAUGUAUACAUACGCACUGAACUCUCUCCAAUAUAACACUGUGGUGGAUAAUUCAUACCUGAUUUAAAUAAUGGAAUUUUGUGGAAUUUUGAUUUAAAUAUAAAUAUUGAGUAUUAAAUCAAUUACUCCUGUACUACAUGGAAGUAAAUUAUGUUCAGGUGCUUCCACAUAGCACAUACUUAAGGCUUGUUCCAUUUAAGCUACAUACCGUAUAUUAGGUUAUAAAGUUACACAUAUUUAUACCACAGCACUGCUUUUUUAUUCUGAUUGGUCAGAGAGUGCUGAUUAAUUUUCUAAAACAGCAGCUCUGACAGUAAUUUUAGCAACAAGCAACUCACAGGUUUAUAUUAAUGUGCUCGUUGUAAUAUGUUAUUGUUUCUAUAGUAACAAUGCAGAGGCGGCUUCAGAACAUGCUGACGGGGUGGUCAAGGUGGGCCACAGAGAUAGUGUGGGGUGGCCAUAGUGAAAUGUCAUAGCCUUAAAGCCAGAUAAUAUUAAUGUACAAUCCUAUAGUUUGUCACAUGGUAUUUCAGCCUAUGCUAAUUUCUAAACUUUGGUUAGAAUCUAUGGUCAUGUUUGUAGUAAGUUUGUUGUUUUGUUUUGUUUUGUGUUUGUUUUUAGUUUUUAAAUAAUACUACACAGUAUUUGAGAGCUCGUUAAUAAUUUUCAGUACUGGCUAUAUACAGUAUGUUUAUUAAUCACUGGGAAUACAAGGUUAUAUAAUAUUCAUAACAUUAACAUUAACAGAACACAAAGUUUGCUUUAAUGUUUCAGGAUCGUAGUUGAUAAACUAAGCCAACAACUGAAAUGCAAAAAAAAUAAAAAAUAAAAUGUCCAUCAGCCAGUUACUGUAUAAACCCCAAAUCUCACUGUUCUCUUUUUGUUCUCUUUCUGUUCUCUUUUAUGUUGUGUUUGAUGUCGUUCCAAAUUUUGGUGCCUUUUAGUUUUAGUUACGCUGGUAUACUGUAGCUAGACCUGCUGGAGUCUGUGCUUACAGUCUGCUCUUACACACUCUCCCUAUGCAAACCUCUUUAAAUAAUCUGUUCUCUCUCAGUGCAAUGCCAGUGCCAGGUCCUGGCACACUUCUCUCACCCUCCAGACCUGUGUGUGAUUCAUACUGAUACUCUACUUCUGCACUUAUGGCUCAAUCUCUGCUGCUGUGGAUGCUCCCACGUGGAUGAUACAAAGAUCAGCAUUUCCCCAAAAUAGCUUAUUCCUAAGACUAACUUUUAUGCUUUAGUGAAUUAUCUCAUCCGGAUACUUCUUACGCUCAUCCCAGAAUCAUUAACAAUAUGAUCA
Messenger RNA from Pangasianodon hypophthalmus (striped catfish), 5589 nucleotides. RefSeq names its product SRY-box transcription factor 9a (gene sox9a). Lineage: Eukaryota; Metazoa; Chordata; Actinopteri; Siluriformes; Pangasiidae. The transcript is spliced from 3 exons. The coding region runs from base 372 to 1742 and encodes 456 amino acids. Gene Ontology annotation, molecular function: DNA-binding transcription factor activity, RNA polymerase II-specific; RNA polymerase II cis-regulatory region sequence-specific DNA binding. The record is from RefSeq and is a predicted model, not a curated record. Gene Ontology annotation, cellular component: nucleus. Gene Ontology annotation, biological process: morphogenesis of an epithelium; chondrocyte differentiation; oligodendrocyte differentiation.